Messenger RNA from Ambispora leptoticha, 1334 nucleotides. NCBI's taxonomy places the organism in Eukaryota, Fungi, Glomeromycota, Glomeromycetes, Archaeosporales, Ambisporaceae. The record is from the annotation of a GenBank genome assembly.
AUGGUAACUAAAAAGUCAGAUAUUCCCACCGAUUUUCCCCACCAACCCGAACGAAUAAUUGAAUAUAAAAAUUUACUGUUAGAGGUUGUUUUCAGUUUAGAGGAGGAUUUCCAAACUAUUGAGCAGGAGCAGGCUUACCAAGCGGUCAAAGAGGAGUUAAAAAAAGAGCAGGAGGAUUUCACCACCCGCCAACAAAGCCUAGAAUCACAAUUAGAAGCGACAAAAUCACAACUAGGAGAAAGCCAACAAAAACUAGGAGCGACCCAACAAAAACUAGCAGUAGCUCAACAAAAAUUAAACAAAGAGAAAAGAAAAAAUUUUCAUCAAAGCCGGGAACUAAAUGCCAAAAAGCAGAAAUUAAACCAGGCUUAUCAGAAUAGCCAAACCAAUUAUCACCAUUGCCAAGACCAAAUAAAUAUUAAUGCUUCUCUCACCCAACAAUUAACCGCCCUUCAACAAGAUUUAAAGGCUGCCCAAGCCGAAAUAAAUUAUCAUUUAGGAGUUGCUGAAUUAGCCGCCGAAAACUACAAAAGUCAAUUAACCGAAGCCAAACAAAGUUUAGCCCAAGAAAAAGACGGUUGGCAAGAUAAGGUGGAUAACUUAAAGAAUUUAUUAAGUGAAAAGCAAACCAAACAAGCCGAAGUAGAAAAAUUAUUUAACCAAAGGUGUGGAUUUUAUGAAAAAGAGAUAGAAGAAUUAAAACAGCAAAACCAAGCGAAACGGCAAAGCAGCGAAUUGUGGGAUUUAAUUAACCAGAAAGACAGUUCCUUAAAUAAAUUAACUAAUAAAAAAAAACAAGCCACACAAAAGAUUAGGGGGUUAGUUCAAGAGCAAAAAAACCAGGAAGGAAAGCAUGAGGAACAUAUUUGUCUGCCAGUUGAUAACGGUGAAUUAACUAGAUUACGCCAAGAAAAUCAAAAAAAAGAGCAAAAAAUAGGAGAAUUGGAGCAAGUAAUUGAGGAGUUAAGGGAUAAACCGCCGAUUCAGACCAUUGACCAGCCAACUCAAACCGAAACUAAACCCGAGCCAAGCAAUAGUGAAAGAGAAACCUUAUUAAUUGAAAUUAACCAACAAAAAGCCACUAUUCAGCAACUCCAAACUCAACUACAACAAGCCCAGGAACCCCAAACAAUAAUUAAAGAAAUCCCUAAAAUUGACUUAACUACUAUUCAACAAUUACAAACUAAAUUAAGAAAAAAAGAACAAACUAUUACUCAACUUCAUAUUACUUGGCUAUUGUUCUUAGGGUCCGAUACUUCUUCACCCUUCCCGUUUCUAGGUUCAAAACCCCACACUAGCCCGGCAUCUAUCCUUGUCUGCAUCUUCCUCCUCCG